CUUUUUUGAACGCGAUGCGGUUGAUAUUGCUAAAAAUAUAACCGAAGCUAUUGCUUACUUACAUGAUCAUGGUAUCAUUCAUAGAGAUUUUGAUCUUGUUGUUACUGGCUUUGGGCUAUCUAAAAUUAUUGACCCAGAAAAAUUUGAUAUUCUCACGACUAUAUGCGUUAAUCCUGCCUAUGUGGCACCUGAAGUUCUUAAGGAGCUUGAACAUAGUAAACAAGUAGAUAUGUGGGCCAUAGGUGUAAUUACAUACUUUUUAUUAUGUGGCAACACACCUUUUGGGGAUGGACGUGUAGAUGAAUUGAUGGCUAUUAUUCAAGCAGAUUAUAAGUUCGAACCUCAAGAAUGCUGGGAAACAAUUUCUGAAAGAGAUUUUAUUAGCAAGUUAUUAAAUAUUGAUCCCAAUAAUCGUCUUACUGCUGAUCAAGCGCUUAAACAUUCCUGGUUUUAUGAACCUUUACCUAAUCAAAUUGGUGAUCAGCCUCGCCAAUUUAAUUCCCGUAAAAUUUUCAAAAAGGCUGUCAAUACCAUAAGAGUAAUUAACGAUCUUUCUCGUACAAAUAGUUCUAAUAUUGUUAAUUUAAUAGAAGAGUCUAGAAAAGCUGCCGAUGAAGAUGUUGCUGAAAUAUUUUAUAUUGAAGAGUAA
This is a messenger RNA of Racocetra fulgida, 649 nucleotides long. NCBI's taxonomy places the organism in Eukaryota, Fungi, Glomeromycota, Glomeromycetes, Diversisporales, Gigasporaceae. The record is from the annotation of a GenBank genome assembly.